CUGACGCAAUCCAGGGAAAGUGGUAAUGUUGGGAGGGAGUGUCCCGUCCGCACGCACAGACAGCAGGGAGCAGCUGCAGCAAGAGGACCUCUGGUAACAUUCCACUUGUAUUGCUGAAAGUGACAUAUAUUACCAUUUAAAACUUUAACAAUUCUAUAAUAGCAUUGUAUCAACGACAGCUAAAAUGGUAGAUCGCGAGCAACUGGUGCAGAAAGCCAGGCUGGCCGAACAGGCUGAAAGAUAUGACGAUAUGGCAGCAGCAAUGAAAUCGGUGACAGAGUUAAACGAGGCCUUGUCCAAUGAGGAGAGGAACCUGCUCUCUGUGGCCUAUAAGAACGUGGUGGGGGCACGGCGCUCGUCCUGGCGCGUCAUCUCCAGCAUCGAGCAGAAGACCUCGGCGGACGGCAACGAGAAGAAGAUUGAGAUGGUGCGUGCGUACCGCGAGAAGAUCGAGAAGGAACUGGAGACCGUGUGUCAGGACGUGCUCAACCUCCUGGACAACUUCCUGAUCAAGAACUGCAACGACACGCAGCACGAGAGCAAAGUGUUUUACCUGAAGAUGAAGGGCGACUACUACCGCUACCUGGCCGAGGUGGCCACGGGUGAGAAGAGGGCCGGCGUGGUGGAGUCCUCUGAGAAGUCCUACAGCGAGGCCCAUGAGAUUAGCAAGGAGCACAUGCAGCCCACCCACCCUAUCCGCCUGGGUCUGGCCCUCAACUACUCCGUGUUUUACUACGAGAUCCAGAAUGCACCUGAGCAGGCCUGCCACCUGGCCAAGACCGCCUUCGAUGACGCCAUCGCUGAGCUGGACACCCUGAACGAGGACUCCUAUAAAGACUCUACCCUCAUCAUGCAGCUGCUACGAGACAACUUGACACUGUGGACGAGCGACCAGCAAGACGACGAGGGUGGCGAGACCAAUAACUAGAGAGUCCCUAAAAAGACCCCCCGUGUCCUGUUUCAGCCAAUACACAACACACCCACACACUCACAAAUGACAACAAACAACAAUUAAACGGUUUUUAGACAUGUUAAAAUGUUGGCUGGUGGAACUCUGGUAGCCACUUUUGCCGAUGAUGGUACUACAGCUGCUGCAGCUCUUUAAUUUUCCCAACGAAUUUAAAAAGUGAAGAAACAAUUUAAUUCAAAAUAGGAGUAGGAGGUGAGAUGAGUUUAGUUUCUAGUAUAGUUAAAAAAAUUAAAAACAAUAAUAAUAAUAGAUAAACCCCUUCCUUCUUGACGGCCUCUGCAACUUUUGUCAAAACACCACUUGAGAAUGAAGAAGGUCAGUGAGUCAGUCAGUCAGUCAGUAAGUAGAGUGUGGCUGUUGUGUUAGAGACGCCACCCUCACACUGGUAUGGAGACUGGCAUGUUGUUAUGUCGUUAGCUACAUGAAGUGGAGCUGCUUAUUUAACUUAUGUGGUAAGGGAGGAGGAACAUUCAAAAUGUAUGUAAGGGGAGAUCGAAGCUUGUGCAAAAAUAAAAUUCAUAUAUAGAAUAUAAUUAUUAUAAUUUUUUUUUUUUUACUUCAUCACCUCGCAAAAAAAAUAAAGAAUUGCAAAUAGUUUCCAGAAAGGAUGAAAGAGGUAUCGUACCUCUAGCUAGACACCUCAGACUUACCAACAUGGAAUCUAAAAAGUAUGCCUCACCCUGUAAUGGUAAUCGUUGUGUGAAGCCAGGUAUUCUCUCCUCUUCGUUAUUGAACACACAUAAAUAAUGUUUCGUUCCCAUGAUGUCAGCAAUUGGUUUGGACCCAGUCAUCCAGACUUAGAGUAACGGAAGCAGGAGUAGAGGAAACACACAGCCAGUACAGCCCUCUCAUGCACUGAUAUGCUAUACAGACAUAAACAUUUUCAAGCACAUUGUUAUUACGCUGCUCAACAAAAAUAAAGGGAACACUAAAAUAAUACAUCCUAGAUCUGAAUGAAUGAAAUAAUCUUAUUAAAUACUUUUUUCUUUACAUAGUUGAAUGUGCUCACAACAAAAUCACACAAAAAUAAUCAAUGGAAAUCCAAUUUAUCAAC
This is a messenger RNA of Salmo salar (Atlantic salmon), 2024 nucleotides long. It is a transcript of the gene ywhag1, whose product is annotated as 3-monooxygenase/tryptophan 5-monooxygenase activation protein, gamma polypeptide 1. The record is from RefSeq and is a predicted model, not a curated record. NCBI's taxonomy places the organism in Eukaryota, Metazoa, Chordata, Actinopteri, Salmoniformes, Salmonidae.